Messenger RNA from Torulaspora globosa, 729 nucleotides. RefSeq names its product v-SNARE protein VTI1 (gene VTI1). Gene Ontology annotation, cellular component: Golgi apparatus; SNARE complex; ER to Golgi transport vesicle membrane. Bases 1 to 729 code for a protein of 242 amino acids. Gene Ontology annotation, biological process: vesicle fusion with Golgi apparatus; retrograde transport, endosome to Golgi; Golgi to vacuole transport. Gene Ontology annotation, molecular function: SNARE binding; SNAP receptor activity. The record is from RefSeq and is a predicted model, not a curated record. The transcript has a single exon. Lineage: Eukaryota; Fungi; Ascomycota; Saccharomycetes; Saccharomycetales; Saccharomycetaceae.
AUGAAGGUGGUGGGCUUUGAAGCUAGAGGUGAUGAGCUCAGAAAGAGGACUAGACGGUGGCUUGGCGUUGGUAUGAGUUCGCUAUUGUCAUCCUACGAGGCAGAUUUCAUCAGUACGCUGGAACAGGCGCGUUUGAGCCUGAAGGAUGCCCCUGGACAGCCGGUCGCCCAGAGGAACUUGACCUUGAAACAGGUGGAAUCGCAACAAGAAGAACUGUAUGACCUGAUAGAUCAGAUGGAGGUGGAAGUCAACAACAGCGUUGCCGAUGGACAGCAGCGCGCGGCUCAGAAGGCCAAACUAAGGGAGUAUAAGAAACAAGUGCAGACGAACUUAAAACAGCCUCUACAGAGGCUGGUGGACUCUAGAGACCGUGAUGUGCUUUUUGGAGACGCAGCAGUUCCUUCGGACAUUGAUGAGGGGCAGAGGCAGCAGCUGCUGUCAAACCAUCAGAUCCUCCAGAGCUCCGGCGACAAGUUGAGAGAUGCAAGCAGGAUAGCGACAGAGACGGAAGGGAUAGGAUCUCAGAUAAUGAUGGACUUGAGAUCGCAGAGGGAGACGCUGGAGAACGCCAGAAACACGCUUUUUCAGGCGGACUCGUACGUGGACAAAAGCAUAAGGACCCUGAAAACGAUGAGCAGAAGAUUGGUCGCUAAUAAAUUUAUCAGCUAUGCUAUCAUCGCGGUGCUAAUCCUACUAAUCCUACUGGUGUUGUUUUCCAAAUUUAGGUAG